ACAGAGUUUCGCUCUUGUCGCUCAGGCUGGAGUGCAAUGGUACUAUCUUGGCUCACUGCAACCUCCGCCUGCUGGGUUCAAGCGAUUCUCCUGCCUCAGCCUCCUGAAGUAGCUGGGAUUACAGGUGCCCACCACCACAUCCAGCUAAUUUUUUUGUAUUUUUGGUUGAGACAGGGUUUCCCCAUGUUGGCCAGGCUGGUCUUGAAAUCCUGACCUCAGGUGAUCCACCUGUCUUGGCCUCCCAAUCAUUACUUCUUAAUCCUUAGGGUUGCAUUCAACAGGCUAGAUGUGGACAUUACUAGACAGAGGUUCUGGAUGCCUUGGACUAUGACCUUUGCCCAUUUCUGCCUUUCAUUAAAAAUAAAACCAAGAGGAGGCAGAAGAUGGAAAGGCAACUGUCUACCUCUCCAUAAGAUCCAUAUUCCACAUGAGUUAAGUAUUCUUCCCUCUUUUCUGAACGUGUGUUUCAUCAUGCCAACCAGAGACACAUUUAUUUCUCUUUUAAAGGAACUUCCCUUCUUAGAUGAGUCUGCCAAAUUUUGCCAAGGGGACUAUUCUUUAUUUGCCUGUUGACUGUCCUUAAUAUCUUCAACACUCCCUCACUCUAAUUCAUCAUUAGAUGAUUAAUGAACACAGGCUUUUUUUGGCCUAUUUCUUGAAUGGUUUCAUCUGAAACAUGGACCUUGAGAUCUUACAUGUCUCCGAGGAUUUGAAAAAAGGUAGAUUCAUUCUAGUUCUCUCCCCUUAGUCUAAGCAGAUGGCUAUGUGCCUCAAAGUUUGGGAUCUAAAGUUAAACUACUAGGUAUCCGAUAGCUUUGGACCAAUCAAGUACAGCAUCUUCAUUUUGCAGGUGAGGAGACACAAAACCAGAUUGUUUAUUUUUCCCUGGUUUCUAUAUAGCUACCAAUGGAGCUAUAACCAAAAUCCAGAUUACCUAGUCAGUGCCUAUAGCUCUGGGCCUCUAUCUGAUGUUUCCCUGAAUUGUGCUGAGGAUGCCACUUGAACUUCAGUGGAGGCCAGAGACUUUAUUGAUUUUAUUUUUUUUGAGAUGAUGGAGUCUUGCUCUGUCGCCCAGGCCAGAGUGCAGUGGUACAGUCUUGGCUCACUGCAACCUCUAACUCCCGGGUUCAAGCAAUUCUUCUGCCUCAGCCUCCUGAGUAUCUGGCACUACAGGUGCGUGCCACCACGACUGGCUAAUUUUUAUAUUUGUAUUAGAGACGGGGUUUCACCAUGUUGGGCUGGUCUCGAACUCCUGACCUCAGGUGAUCUGCCUACCUCGGCCUCCCAAAGUGCUGGGAUUAUAGGUAUGAGCCAAAGCCAGAGACUUUACUCCAUAGGUUACAUAGAUAGGGCUGUUAGUGUGGCUGAGAUUUACUGCAGCCUUUCAGGGACUGGGUCUGGGAGGCAGUCACUCUCUAUACCCCUACAGCACUCUGAAGUCAAGAUCAUGCUGAUAGCCUUCUGACAUCAGUGGAGUUUAGUUUCUUGGCCAUUUAGAGGCCGCUAAACAGAAAGUGUGAUUCAGGCAUUCUUUCCCUGUCCGUUGAGAAGCAACACAUACUGUAUAGUAUAAUGAGUUUGAAUCUAGAAUGUAUUACUUGGCCUUGUGCCAAAUUACUUAACUUCUCUGUACUUCACACUAUUUUUUUGUAUUGCAGGAAUAAUAAUAAUUCCCCUCAGAGUUAUUGUGAACAAUAAAUGAGUCAAUAUUCAUACAAUUCUUAGAAUAGGCAGGCCCAAAGAAAGGCCAUUUCUGGAGACUGUACUUCCAAGUUAGAUUCCUUUCACAAGUUAUUUUUUCAUUUUUUCUAGGUAGAAAGUUUCCCUAGUGGAGUUUGUAUGUGUCUAUCAUAUGUGUCACAUGCACAAACACAUCUAAUGCAUAAUACAGUUGUAUAUAUAAUGAGCUUAUUUGAAAUGAAGAAACAACUACACUUUGAGACUCUUGCACUGUACAGUAUGAUAUGGCUUGAAUAUGUGUCUCCACCAAAUCUCAAGUUGUAUUGUAACCCUGACAAUGAGGUGAUUGGAUCUUACAGGUUGAUACCUCAGAGCUUGGUGCUGUUCUUGUGAUAAUGCAUAAGUUCUCAUGAGAUCUGGUUGUGUAAAAGUGUGUGAUACCUCUCCACCUCUUCUCCUGCUUUUGCCAUGUGAUGUGCCUUAUCCCCCUUUGCCUUCCACCAUGAGUAAAAGCUCCCUGAGGCCCCCCCAGAAGCUGAGCAGAUGCCAUCACCAUGGUUGUACAGCCUGAAGAACUGUGAGCCAGUUAAACCUAUUUUCUUUAUAAAUUACCCAGACUCAAGUAUUUCUUUAUAGCAAUGCAAGAAUGGCCUAAUACAGCAAAUUGGCACUGAGGAGCUGGCUUGGCUAUAAAGAUAUUUAAAAAUGUGAAAGGAACUUUGGAACUGGGUAACAGGCAGAGGGUGGAAGAGUUUGGAGGGCUCAGAAGAUGGGAAGAUGAGGGAAAGUUUAGAAUUUCUUAGAGACUGGUUAAAUGUUUGUGACAAAAAUGCUGAUAGUGACAUGGACAGUGAAGUCCAGGCUGACAAAGUCUCAGAUGGCAAUGAGGAACUUACUGGGAACUAAAGCAAAGGUCAUGUGUGUUAUGCCUUAGCAAAGAACUUGGUUGCCUUGUGCCCCUGCCCUAGGGAUGUGUGGAAGUUUGCACUUCAGAGUGUUGAUUUAGGGUAUCUGACAGAAGAAAUUUUUAAGCAGCAAAGGAAGAUGUAGCCUGGCUCUUUCUAACAGUCUAUCUGUCCUCAGAUGUAGAAGCAAAGAAAUGAUUUAAAGUUGGAAGUUAUAUUUAAAGGGGAAGCAGAGCAUAAAAGUUUGGAAAAUUUGCAGAGGAAAAAAAAAAAAAGCUUUUUCAGCAGAGAAAUUCAAGCAGGCCAUGGAGCAACCACUUGCUAGAGAGAGUUGCAUAACUAAAAAUGAGCCAAGUGCUAAUAGUCAAGAAAAUAGGAAAAAGGCCUCAAAGGCAUUUCAGAGAUCUAAGAGGCGAUGCCUCCCAUCAUGGGCUCAGAGGCCCAGGAGGACUUAAGGAUUUCAGAGCCAGAUCCUGGGUCCCACUGCCCUGCACCACUGCAGGAGGCUGCUCCUAAAUCCUGGUUGCUCAGGCUUCAGCCAUGGUUCCAAUGGGCCCAGGUACAGCUCAGGCUGCUGCUGUGGAGGGUAGAAGCUGUAAGCCUUGGUGGCUUCCAUGUGGUGUUAAGCCUGUGGAUAUGCACAGUGCAAAAGUGAAGGAGGCUUGGAAGCCUCUGCCUAGAGUUAAGAGGAUGUAUGAGAAGGCCUGGGUGUCCAGGCAGAAGCCUGCUGUAAGGGGCAGAAGCCCCUUUAGAGAACCUCUACUAGGGCAGUCCAGAGGGGAAAUGUGGAGUUGGAGGCCCCACACAGGGUCCCCACUGGGGCACUGCCUGGUGGAGCUGUGGGAAGGGGGCCACCAUCCAGACCCCAAAAUGGCAGAUCCACCAGAAGCUUAGACUCUGUGCUUGGAAAAGCCACAGGCACUCAACAACCUGGGAGAGCAGCGUGGGGCUGAACUCUGCAAAGCCACAGAAGUGGAACUGCCCAAGGCCUUGGGAACCCACCCCUUGCACCAUUGUGCCCUAGAUGUGGGACAUAUAGGAGAUUAUUUUGGAGCUUUAAGAUUUAAUGACUGCCUUGCUGCAUUUCAAGCUUGAAUGGAGCCUAUAGCCCCUUUCUUUUGGCUGAUUUCUCCCUUUUACAAUGGGAGUGUUUACCCAAUGCCUGCACCUCCAUUGUAUCUUGGAAGUAAAUAAAUUGUGAUUUACAGGUUCAUAGGUGGAAGAAAUUCAUCUCCAGAUGAGACUUUGGACUUGGACUUGGGACUUUUGAGUUAAUGCCAGAAUGACGUAAGACUUUAGGGGACUAUUGAGCAGUCCCCUAAAAAUACUGAUUGUAUUUUGCAAUAUGAGGACUUGAGACUUGGGGGCCAGGAGCAGAAUGAUAUGGUUUGGAUAUAUGUCCCCAUCAAAUCUCAUGUUGAAUUGUAAUCACCAAUGUUGGAGGUGAAGCCUGAUGGGAGGUGAUUGGAUCGUGGAGGUAGAUCCCUCAUGGCUUGGUGCUGUCCUUGCAAUAAUGAGUGAGUUCUCAUGAGAUCUGGUGUGUAAAAGUGUGUCAUCUCCCUCCCUGCCUUGCUCCUGCUUUCACUAUGUGAUAUGCCUGCUCCCCUUUCACCUUCCGUUGUGAGUAAAACCUCCCUGAAGGCUCACCAGAAGCUGAGAAGAUGCCAACACCAUGCUUUUACAGCCUGCAGAACCAUGAGCGAAUUAAACCUCUUUAUAAAUUACCCAUCCUCAGGUAUUUCUUUAUAGUAAUGCAAGAACAGCCUAAUACAUAGUAUAUACACAUUAGUUGAUUAUAGAUAAUCUCAUAUCAAAUUGGCACAGUUUAACAAUCAUUAAAAUAUUAAUAAGCAUGAGAGUGAACUUCAAAUUGGCCAUAUCCAAGAACUCUGUCAUAGUUCUUUCUCUUGUCAGGAUAUUCUGCCUACUUUUAGAUAUCCUAUAUUUCAGGAUUCUUCUAGUGAGACAAUUUGCAAAAAUCUUCAAAUUUUGGAUCUCCCUGGUUUCAUAAUGCCUCCAAAAACUAAAUAUUUCCUAACAAUCUCUCUUCUCCAGAAUGGGAUAUAGUAUUUAAUAAUGUAAUAAUAUUCCACUAAGUACAACAUUCCCAUUAGUUCUCAUAUUACCUUAUGGCAGUAUGGGUAUUCUCAAAUCUUCAGAGACUUCUGUUGGGGACAAGAACUUUUGCUUUAGUAGCUUUAGAGGCUUUGUAACUUACCUACUGGGAGAUGCAGUAUUCAUCUGUCAUGUAAUUGUCAAUAUUUUAGUUCCACUGCACUAGAGAAGUAUUUCUCUACCCUUCAGACCUACCAUUCCCUUUACUAUUCUGAAAUAAAAUUCAUAGAUAAUACUACCUACCUACCUAUGAAAUAAUUUCAAAAGUAUCAAUAUGUUACCUUAACUAUAAUAUGAAGGAGCAGGAAAAGGAAAGUGAUUUAUAAUCGAAUAAUAUGCAUUUCAGCAUGUAAAUGACUGGAUGAAAUAGAUGCUUACACCUAUUAGAAUCACUGAAUACAACUACAAAUGCAGCCUGAUUUAUGAAUUAUAUUUGUGAAUCUAAUACCAUAAGUGGUUUUAUUUCCCUGAAAUGGUGAAAAAUUCCUAAUAACAUUGAAACAAAAAAUGUAUAUUUUGGCUGGACGUAGUGGCUCAUGCCUGUAAUCCCAGCGCUUUAGGAGGCUGAGGUGGGCAGGUCACUUGAGCCCAAGAGUUUGAUGCCAGCCUGGGCAACCUGGUGAAACCCCAUCUCUACAAAAAAAAUUAAAAGUUAGCCAUACAUGGUGGUGUGUGCCUGUAGUCCCAGAUACUUAGGAGGCUGAAGUCAGAGGAUCACCUGAGCCUGGAGAGGUCAAGGCUGCAGUGAACUGUAAUUGUACCGCUGCACUCCAGCCUGGGUGAUAGAGUGAGACCCUGUCUCAAAAAAAGAAAGAAAAAAAAUGUAUAUUUCCUUGAUUUUCCAAUACAUAUAAAAGCUAUGCAAAAUACUUUGUAUGUAUGCAUAAAGUGUUACUAGGUUUUAGUUUCAGGUAAUUAUUAACAACUUUUUUGAAAGUCAGGUAGGAUAAAUGACAGUUCUUUGUUCUGCAGGAAUGUCUAUCAUCCCUGGCCCCCAUUAAAUUCUAAUAGUACUAUCCAAUCAUUGUGACAACCCAAAAUAACCUCACAAAUUCUCCAGAGUCUCCCUAGGAUGCCAUCUUGAGGAUCACUGUAAUAAAAGAGAGAGGUUAUAGUGAACUGACAAUAAAAUAAUGUGUUAGGCCAUUCUUGCAUUGCUAUGGAAAUGAAAUACCUGAGACUGGGUAAUUUAUAGAGAAAAUAGAUUUAAUUGGCUUACAUUUCUGCAGGCUGUGCAAGCAUUUCUCCAGCAUCUGCUUCUGGUGAGGGCCUCAGGAACUUUCCAAUUAUGGUGGAAGGUAAAGGGGGAGCAAGCAUGUCACAUGGUAAGAGCAGGGGCAAGAGACAGCAAGGGAGGGGAGGUCCCAAACUUUUAAGCAACUAAAUCUCACAUGAACUAACUGAGGAAGAACUCACUUAUCACCAAGAGGAUGCUGCUAAACCAAUCAGGAGGAAUCUGCCCCCAUGAUCCAACCAUCUCCCACCAGGCCCCACUUCCAACAUUGGGAAUCACAUUUUUUUCUUUUUUUCAGGGGAGGCUGGGGAGGAAUCACAUUUCAGCCUGAGAUUUGGAGGGAACAAAUAUCUAAACCAUAUCAAAUAACAAUGGAGGAGCUUAAGGAUCUGAGCUACAAGAAUGGAAGCCAGCCAAGGUAGCAGUAAGGCCAAUUCCUAUUAAGGAAUGUUGGCAUCAUAAAGUAUGCAAUUGGAUCUUUUUUUUUGUGAGACGGAAUCUCACUCUGUCGCCCAGGCUGGAGUGCAGCGGUGCGAUCUCGGCUCACUGCAACCUCUGCAUCCCAGGUUCAAGCAAUUCUCCAGCCUCAGCCCCCCAAGUAGCUGGGAUUACAGGCAUGCACCACCAUGCCCAACUAAUUUUUGUAUUUUUAGUAGAGAUGGGGUUUCACCAUGUUGGCCAGGCUGGUCUCAAACUCCUGACCUCAACUGAUCCACCCGCCUCAGCCUCCCAGAGUGUUGGGAUUACAGGCAUGAGCCACUGCGCCCUCCAGCAAUUGGAUCUUAAUGUGAGAUUCUACAAUAAGAAAUUCUGACUCCUGCAUCAACCCAGUAGCAGGGCUUUUUAUCUUCCCUGUUUUCAGUUGAAAGGCAUGUUCUUGGCAAAGCUGAACACAGACAGCAUCAUCAUGUUAUUUGAGGUUCUCCAUGCAUGGCUUCUUGGCACAUAUCCUCCAAGGCUAACCUCUACAUCUGAGAGGUCCCAGUCUAUGAGAAAGGAAAGAUUUUUAUGAAGCCAGAUUAACUCCCUAAUCUCAUGGAUAUCAAAUUAUGCUGUGAGCAGAAAUAUUUGGGGAACUGUUAUACAGUUCAUUGCCUCCUUUAAUACACAAGGACUCCAAGUGAAUUAACAAGAGGAGGGGUUAAACAAGCUUUAAUGAGGAAAUUUAGAGUCCAGGGAUGGGCAAGAAGAAAAGGCACAGGUUCCCAGAUCUUCCUAUUUUCCUGACAAAGGCUGCUGGAGCCAGGGUACUCUGCUGGACACUCUGAUAGGUUGGUGUUCCAGGAGAGGUCCUUGCUGCCCUGUUGCUCUCCCUUCUUAUAAUACAAGUAGAAAACAACAUUGUCAGUGUGGACAUAAACACACUACUUGGUGCCAGGCAAUAUGAAUGUGAGGUGUUUGCUUUUUAAACAAGAGUUGGCCGGGCGCAGUGGCUCACGCCUGUAAUCCCAGCACUUUGGGAAGCUGGGGCGGGUGGAUCACGAGGUCAGGAGAUCGAGACCAUCCUGGCUAACACAGUGAAACCCCGUCUCUACUAAAAAUACAAAAAAUUAGCCGGGGCGUGGUGGCGGGCGCCUGUAGUCCCAGCUACUCGGGAGGCUGAGGCAGGAGAAUGGUGUGAACCCGGGAGGCGGAGCUUGCAGUGAGCCGAGAUCGCGCCAUUGCACUCGAGCCUGAGCAACAGAGGGAGACUCCAUCUCAAAACAAAACAAAACAAAACAAGAGUCAUCUGGGAAAGCUAGCUGUCUAGUACCUGGGAAGCUUGAGAUCUUUGGUAAGUUUCAGCCCCUCUGUAGAGAGAAGGGGCCUCCUGUCCUAUGGAAAGCUGAGUUUCUGUUUUAUACCCGCCUGCUGUGAGAAGAAUGUUAGGGGGCAGAAGAUAGUCCAAGUUAGCACUUUGUUCAAGCAACCUAGACUGUAUUUCUAAGGCUCUUUCUGGACAUUCAACUUGUCAAGUCACAUGAACGUAUUAAAAUACAAAUGCCUGGGUCCCAUCAGACUUGCUAGGUCCAAAGCAAGGUUCAGAUAUCUGGAGUAACAAGUGUCAUAAGUAAUUCUGAUGUGUAUGUGUGUAUGUAUGUAACCUGUGUGUGUAUGUAACCCAUCUUUUGGCAUCUAAUUUUAGUCCCUUUCAGAGACUCAUUUUCUCCAGCCCCUCCUGCCAUAGACCCUGUGAAAGCUCACGCUACCUUUUCUAUAGAUAAAAACACUGAGAUUGAGCUCUGAAUAGCUCUGUGUCUUCAGCACCAGCAGCCUUGUGUUAAAUCGUUUCUAAUCUGCAGGAACCCCAGCAUGUUAAUUGAACUUGAUCACCCAGUUGAAGGAAGAAUAAUAGUAGAUGUUGGAUCUUCAGGAAGCUGAAGAGGGCAGUGCCCAGAAAUACCUGUCUUGAUAGGGGGAUUUGAGCUGAACCAAAGCAUCAACACCAAUCAGACUGUUUCCGAAGAACUAGAGUUUUCUGGGUCAGCAAUGGAAAGCCUCAGAGGGAAUACUGCUCAGGGUCCUACAAAUGAAGAAGACUAUAAAAAUGAAGGCCAAUUAUCAAGGCAAACAAAAUGUCCUGCACAGAAGAAAUCCUCUUUUGAGAACACAGUGGUCAGAAAAGUGUCAGUGACACUCAAAGAAAUUUUCACAGGGGAGGAAGGCCCUGAAUCCAGUGAAUUUAGUCUAAGCCCAAACCUUGACGCACAACAGAAAAUUCCAAAGGGAGAUGGAUCCCCAAUAUCUAGGAAAAACUCCAAAGAUAAUUCAGACUUAAUUAAACACCAAAGACUUUUCUCACAAAGAAAACCUUGUAAAUGCAAUGAAUGUGAAAAAGCCUUUAGUUACCAAUCAGACCUUCUUGUACACAGUAGAAUUCAUGGUGGAGAAAAGCCUUUUGAAUGCAACAAAUGUGGGAAAUCUUUCAGCCGAAGUACACACCUUAUUGAACAUCAAAGAACUCACACUGGAGAGAAACCUUAUGAAUGCAAUGAAUGUGGAAAAGCUUUUAGCCGGAGCACACAUCUUAGUCUACAUCAGAGAAUCCAUACUGGAGAAAAACCAUAUGAAUGUAGUGAAUGUGGAAAAGCCUUUAGCCGAAGCACUAACCUUAGUCAGCAUCAGCGAACUCAUACUCAAGAAAGGCCUUACAAAUGUAAUGAAUGUGGGAAAGCCUUCGGUGACCGUUCAACCAUAAUUCAGCAUCAACGAAUACACACUGGAGAGAAUCCCUAUGAAUGCAGUAAAUGUGGAAAAGCUUUCAGUUGGAUCUCAUCACUUAUUGAACAUCAGAGAACACACACUGGGGAGAACCCCUAUGAGUGCAGUGAAUGUGGGAAAGUGUUCAGUCGAAGCUCGUCUCUUACAGAACAUCAGAGAAUCCACAGUGGAGAAAAGCCUCACGAGUGUAGAGUGUGUGGAAAGGGCUUCAGUCGAAGCUCAUCCCUUAUUAUUCAUCAGAGAACUCAUACCGGGGAGAAGCCGUACAAAUGUAAUGACUGUGGAAAAGCCUUCAGUCAGAGUUCAACUCUGAUCAGACAUCAGCACCUUCAUACUAAAGAGUAAUAUCUGAGCUUUUAUUAAUGUUAGCAUAAGAACACAUAUACCUAACCUCCCACCACUGAAAUAUAUAUAUUUCAAGUAUAUAUAUACUUGUUCUAAUUUUCUUUUAUUAGAUACCUACACCCGUUUUAAGCUUUCAUUCGUUCUUUCCAUCCAUCUAUCCUUUCCUCUCCCCUCCCUUCUUCCCUCCUUCCUACUUUUUCUCCCUCUCCCUGUUCUUUCUUUCUCUUUUCUCAAAUAAGUUCACAAUAAAACAAAGGGAUGACUCAAAAAACAUAAUAUAUGAAAUCUAAUAUUCUGAAGGGCUCCAACUUUAGAGUAUAAAGCUACCUGACACCUUGUAGUUUCUCUGCUAAUCUAUUCCUUCAAGCGUGGGUCCCCGAACCACCAGGUUCUCCUCUGUUUUCUAACCACAUCAGCCCCUGCACAUGAAGAGAAAAUCCUGUGUGUGUGUCUUCAUACUUGCUGGCUCUAGUACCAGAAGAGAGGGAUCUGGCUUCAGAGCAGGAUUGAAAACUUCUCACCAGUCUGGGGAUAAUAGUGUUGAGGCAAAUUCAUUCUCUUGACUUGCAAAAACAGAUUUUUCUCAUCUUCCUCCUUCUCUCACCUUUUUUGCAGUAGCAUUUUUCCUCAAAGUAUAACUCAUUUUUUUACUAAUGCCUAACUAAUCCUAGUGUUAUUUUAUCAUAUUUUUACCAAGAAUGUUCUAAAAAUCUUGAAGACGUUCCUCCAUGAUCUUGGGAAAAAAAGUUGCCAAAUGCUGUGCUGUUUUUGUUUGUUUGUUUUUAAUUUUCUUUCAUUUACAGAUUUCAUGAAACUUAUAUUCUGUGGUUUUGACCCUCACCAAUCUUGGAAGAUUGAUCUCUCAAGGACAAACCCAGUGCCUAUUUCUCAGUCCUUUUUCUACUUGACAUUUGCAGAAUUGGCACUUUUUGCUACUGUUAUGCCUUAAAUCUUGAGCUUCUUUCAGGAUCCAUGAUUCGGUGCUGAUCUACACUUUUCCUACCUCUCAGCAUUUCUUUGAUUGUCAAUGAUCAGCUCUGUGAUUUGGGGCAAGGGUUAGGCCAGAAUAAUCUCAUUUUAUCAAGUUAUAAAACUUGAGGUAGUGCAACUAGAUUAUACACUUCUUGAAGACAGAAAUCUUGGUUUGUUUGUUGUUUUAUUUUUGAGAGAAGGUCUUGCUGUGUUGCCCAGGCUGGAGUGCAAUGGCACAAUCAUAGCUCACUGUAGCCUUGAACUCCUGGGCUCCUGCCACAGCCUCCUGAGUAGCUAGGGCUGCAAGUGUGUACCACCACACCCACAAUUUUAAAGUUUUUUUGUGGAGACAGGAUCUCACUAUAUUGGCAAGGCUGGCCUCCAUCUCCUGAACUCAAACAAUUCUCCUACCUCGGCUUCCGAAAACACUGACAUUACAGGUAUGAGCCACCACACCUGCCAGAAAUCUUGUUUUUGAUUGAUAUAAAACAUCACAAAGUACUGAGUAGACACUAAAUGCUCUGUAAUUAUUGCUCACUGAUUCCUCUUUAUCUGUAAUCAAUCAACUUGACUUUAUUUGAUAUGGAUUAAUAAUUGAUUUCUUUCUCUUUUUCUACUGCUGCUUCCAAGUUCUUGGUACCUUGUGCCUAGAUUACUAAAUUGAUCACUGUUGACUCACUACCAUUAUCUAGCUCCUUACUAAACUACUACUUUGUUAAAAAAAAAUAGUCGUUUCCCAGUGACCUCUGCCCCAAAUGUAAACUUCUUUAACCUAAAGGUCUUUCAUAGUUUGAUCUACUUAUUUACUUCCUUUCUCUUCUCAAAGAUAAUACAUGCGGGCAGGCCUGUUUUGUCCCUACUAUACCCUCUUCUCACACUUUUUUUCUUUUCAAACUGUUCCUUGGCACUUCUAUGUGUCCUACUUUCUUCGUUGUAUUCCAGAAACCCUAUCCACCCUUUUUUAAAGGCCACGCUCAUAUCCUGACUCUGUGACACUUUCAGUCCCCUGCCUUCUUAGAAAUCCUUUGUAGUGAUGGUUUGCAUUAUUCUCCUGUAUUAGACACCUUCUUUACUGUUUUCUGGUUCUUUCACAAGUACUUUUUUACAUAAGCUGUUUUGAAGUUGUAAAUCAUCCUAAAUCUUUUAUAAGCCUCAUAUAAUACAUAGUACAAUGCCAGCCUGGACUCUAGUUUUAAUCUAAAUACAUAGGGUUUAAUUUAGCAGCAUAAUCUUUUUAGUCUUUUGAAUGAUGAGGUAACCUCAUAGGUAUUUUGGCCCAUUUUGUUUUUCCUUGAAUUACAUAUAUAACUGACUAUUUAGACUGACUCCUUUAGAUCUCCUGGGAUGCUGACCUCUUGGCUUUCCAAUUCAUGAGACUAUUGUAAAGAAUAAGUGAGUUCAUUCAUGUAAAGUAGUAAAACAGUGCCUGACAUAAAGUAAAUUCUCAAUAAAUUCUAAUUGUUAUGAUUCUAGUGAUU
This is a messenger RNA of Gorilla gorilla gorilla (western lowland gorilla), 11930 nucleotides long. RefSeq names its product zinc finger protein 391 (gene ZNF391). Gene Ontology annotation, biological process: regulation of cytokine production; regulation of immune system process; negative regulation of transcription by RNA polymerase II. Bases 8404 to 9480 code for a protein of 358 amino acids. Gene Ontology annotation, molecular function: RNA polymerase II cis-regulatory region sequence-specific DNA binding; DNA-binding transcription repressor activity, RNA polymerase II-specific. Gene Ontology annotation, cellular component: nucleoplasm. The transcript has 2 exons. The record is from RefSeq and is a predicted model, not a curated record. NCBI's taxonomy places the organism in Eukaryota, Metazoa, Chordata, Mammalia, Primates, Hominidae.